AUGUCGUCCGGUGUUAAGAAGCAGGAGAAAGAGAAGAAGAAGAAAGGCAGCGAUGAUGAUGAAUCGGCGGAUGACAUAAAUGUGAAGGUGAAUGGGCAGGAUGGGAUCCAAGUGUUCUUCAAGAUCAAGAGACGCACAAAACUGAAGAAGCUGAUGGAUGCUUACUGUGAUCGGCAAUCAGUGGAUUUCGAGACUACUGUAUUCCUAUUUGAAGGCCGUCGUGUUGGAGAAAAGCAGACUCCUGAUCAGCUGCAAAUGGAAGAUGGCGAUGAGAUUUAUGCUAUGCUGCACCAUCAAGGAGGAGGUUCUACUCAUGUCUAG
Cornus florida is the source of this 321-nucleotide messenger RNA. RefSeq names its product small ubiquitin-related modifier 1-like. Gene Ontology annotation, biological process: protein sumoylation. The coding region runs from base 1 to 321 and encodes 106 amino acids. The record is from RefSeq and is a predicted model, not a curated record. The transcript has a single exon. Gene Ontology annotation, molecular function: protein tag activity; ubiquitin-like protein ligase binding. NCBI's taxonomy places the organism in Eukaryota, Viridiplantae, Streptophyta, Magnoliopsida, Cornales, Cornaceae. Gene Ontology annotation, cellular component: nucleus.